This is a messenger RNA of Megalobrama amblycephala (Wuchang bream), 2901 nucleotides long. RefSeq names its product urotensin-2 receptor 4 (gene uts2r4). The coding region runs from base 742 to 1752 and encodes 336 amino acids. Gene Ontology annotation, biological process: neuropeptide signaling pathway; regulation of blood pressure; blood vessel diameter maintenance. The transcript has a single exon. NCBI's taxonomy places the organism in Eukaryota, Metazoa, Chordata, Actinopteri, Cypriniformes, Xenocyprididae. Gene Ontology annotation, molecular function: urotensin II receptor activity. Gene Ontology annotation, cellular component: membrane. The record is from RefSeq and is a predicted model, not a curated record.
UCGGAGACGUUUGAGUGCCUCGACCGCUGAACGUCAGAUCACACCUACCUGAGAGAAAGAGAGAGAGAGAGAGAGAUGGACACCAGAGACACAACAGAAUCCAAGAGUGUCUCAACACAGCCAAACACUUCCCGAAGAAGCAAAGCUGGAUGGACGCAGCGGAGAACAUCACAUCUGUACGGUCACGGACGGCGCUCUGUUAUACGGCAGUCCUGCAUGGAGUUGGAUCAUGGGAAUGUUUAGGACUUGUUGCCGAAGGACUUGUGAGUCAGUCGCUCCACGUUCGUUUAGUACUUUGAUGUUUGAAGAGGCUUUUUUCUGCCACACUCUUAGAAAUAAAGGGUGUUUUCACAGCGAAGAACUGUUUUUGGGAACAUUUCAGUGAACAGUUCUUAAAAGAACCACUUUUUUCUUCAUGUGAAGAGCAUUUUAAUAAUCGAAUGAACCGUUUUCUGCUAUAAAGAACCUUUAGUGCGGAUCAAUGGAUAUUAAAGUAUUCGGAUGCCAAUGAAGAACUUUUAAGUGCGUCAGUUUUAUUAGAGCUUCUCUGAAAAAGGGUGUUUUCAAGGCAAUGCCAUUGAAGAACCAUUUUGGGAACUUUUUUUUCACUUAAAUAUUCUUUUGUGGAUUGGAAAACUUCCAUGGAUGCCAAUGAAGAACCUUUAUUUUUAAGUGUGAAGUGGAACAAGAGCUCAGUUUUGUAGGAAACACUCAGGAACAGUCAAUUUUUUCUUCUGAAUAAUGAGUAACGGCAGUGCCGUGGCGGGAAGCGCUGGAAUGGUUUGGGUCACUCCGCUCCUGGGCUCCACCCUGAUCACCAUGUGUGUUUUGGGCAUGACGGGUAACCUGUACACCCUUGCCAUCAUGCGAUCGGCCACACUGCGGCGCUCAGGCUCUUUGUACGUCUUUAUCCUCAAUCUAGCGGCGGCCGAUCUGCUCUAUCUGGGCACCAUCCCAUUCGUGGUCUGCACCUACUUCGCCCACGAUUGGUUCUUCGGGGAAAUGGGCUGCAGGUUGUUGUUGAGUCUGGAUCUGCUCACCAUGCACGCGAGCGUGUUCGUGUUGGUAGCGAUGAGUUUGGAGCGCUACCGCGCCGUCGCCACACCUUUCCGGGCCCGGCGCUCCACCGCCCGCGGCCACUGGCUGAUGGCGUUGGGAAUCUGGGCGGCAGCGUUCGUGCUGACGCUCCCCAUGAUGGUGAUGAUCCGACUCCGAGAGGGACGUCCGGCCACGGCGGGGCUCGUCAAACGCAUCUGCUUCCCAACCUGGACGCCCGAGGCCUUUAAAGCGUAUCUCACGGCGCUCUUCUUCACCAGCAUGCUCCUGCCCGGCCUGCUGAUGGUCGGACUCUACGCGGGUCUCGCCCGCCGUUACUGGGCCGCUCAGGCCAACCUGACCCGUGGAUCCUCGCUGUCCGUCCGCAGGCGCAGACUGAAACUCAAAGUGGUGGGAAUGAUCUUCUGCAUCGUGGUGGCGUACUGGGCGUGUUUCCUGCCGUUCUGGGGCUGGCAGAUGGCGAAGCUCUUCUCGUCCGAGUCGCUCCGCUCGCUGUCGCCCGCCGCUCACACCUACGUCAACUUCUUCGUCACCUGCCUGACGUACGGGAACAGCUGCGUCAACCCGCUGCUUUACACGCUACUGACACGCAACUACCGUGACUACCUGGCCCAGAGAGGUCAGUCCUCGGGGUCGAGUCGAGGGGACCUGGGGUCAGCCGCAGGGGUCAACGCACUCCAGGAUCAGAUAGGAUGACUUCUGUUUUGAGAGCGAAACGUGACUUUAGAAAUCUGCUGUUUUUGCUUUAGUUUUUUUUUUACACUUGAUUACACGACUAAAAGUGUUUAUUGCUCAAAAGUAACAAAAAUGUGUCAUCUCUGCUCCUCUUGUGCAACAGAAUUGCAAAAAUGAUUAAGUUGCGUCCAGCUCCACCCCCUAAUGGGUGGAGCUUUACCUAAUUAGGGUUAGGGAUUCUUCAAGCUCCACCCAUUACAUCCAAAGCUCCACGUCAAGCUCCUCCCAUUACGUUCAGAGAGGUGGAGCUCAACAUCAAGUCAAUGUCCUGCUGAUCUCAUCAUGACUUGUUGAUCAUGUUAUUUUUACAGUGAGUUGGGUCAGAGGUCAGAGGUCACUCACCUUGAACUCUUCGCCCUGCACAAAGGGGAAACACGGUUCAAUCUCAAUGUCAAUGUUAAGUUGGUCUUAAUAUUCAUGUGUUAAUAUCUGCCAUGUCACCGAGUGACAGAGGAGUUUGUGCUGAAGCACUGUAGUGUUUGAUUAGACACAUCAACGGCAGAAGAUAUGGGAUUUGGGAAGUGUUUCUCUUCCCUAUGAUAAGUCCUUAUAUUUGCUGUCCUCACUCUACAUGAUAAUACAGGUUAAUGGUUAGAAGUUUAUGAUUUAUAUCUAUCAUUGUUUUAAAUCAGAUCUCAGAUCAGUUUUGCACCAGAGAAUUGCUGCUCAGUGUAGUGUGAAUCUGUAUUGUAGCUCUAAGUUUUGAAUAUUACAGUCUUUAUGGUGCUUGUUUGUAUUUGUUUGUGCCUGUGGGCUUUUAAAAUUUAAUUUAAAAUAAUUCAUGCAAUAUUGUCUUAAUUAGUAAAUGUUCAAGCUAAAUAAAUUUAAUUUACUCAUGAUCAUUCAGACAGCUGGCAAGUGAACUCUUGAGGGGUGUGUGUGUGUGUGUGUGUGUGUGUGUGUGCGUGUGUGUGCACGUGUGUGUGUGUGUGUGUGUGUGGAAUCUGUUUUCUGUCCGUCACAUUCCUCAGCUCCUGCUUCGGGUCUUUUCGAGUCGCUCUGUAAAUUGUCAUGAGGCUCUGAACUGAACUCAAUCACAAUGAAACAGUACAGUACAUGAAGUUAAAGGAUUAGUUCACUUCAGAAUUCAAAUUUCCUGAUAAUUUACUC